This is a messenger RNA of Priapulus caudatus, 795 nucleotides long. RefSeq names its product cytochrome P450 1A2-like. Bases 1 to 795 code for a protein of 264 amino acids. The record is from RefSeq and is a predicted model, not a curated record. Gene Ontology annotation, molecular function: oxidoreductase activity, acting on paired donors, with incorporation or reduction of molecular oxygen; heme binding; iron ion binding. Lineage: Eukaryota; Metazoa; Priapulida; Priapulimorpha; Priapulimorphida; Priapulidae. The transcript has 2 exons.
AUGGCUGUUGUAAGUGUAGCAACGUGGCUCGCGCCUAUGAACCUGGCUAUCGUGGCUCUAACCCUGUUUGUUGGCUACUUACUACUGAGACCAAACCGCUGGCGGGGUAACCCACCGCCCGGCCCCAGCGGGUGGCCCGUCGUCGGCAGCAUGUUCGAACUCGGCAACCGACCGGAGAUCUUUUUCAAUAAGAUGUCGGAGCGAUACGGAAAUAUAUUCAGCUUAAACUUGGGACAGAAGCGCGUAGUUGUUGUCAACAGCUACGAGACGUGGGCAGAGGCUAUCGUAGAGAAGGGGCACAUCUUUGCCGACCGACCCGACCUUUUAUCUUUCAAGCUACUACAAGAGGGGGACCAAAGUCUCGGUGUGGCAUUCACAAGAGCUUCGGAAAUGCAACGCAAGAAAAUCAAAUUCGUUCGUGCGGCUUUGAAUCCGGCCAUUCCUGAAGUCGCUGAGAAGUUUAAGACGAUUAUAGCGAGUGAAGUCGCGUUGCUAAUGCAGGACGUCGCUAGCGAGCACGGUAAAUCGUUCGACCCACGUAAAAUGGUUGAAUUCUGUUUCGUCAACAUCAUCGGAAUGUGGCUCUAUGGGAAAAUGUUCCAACAGCGAGACGAGCAGUACUUGAAAUGGGCGGCCACGUUUGCUCGCAGGUUGGAGCUAGGAUCAUGUCUGCUUGUGGACUGGUUCCCAUCGCUUGCCUACAUUACCAGCGCUGAAGUCAAAGAAUUAAAAGUAUUCGUACAAACGAUUGUGGGCUGGCAUAUGAAAAUAGUAAAGGAACACCGGCAGACGUGA